Molecule: messenger RNA, 600 nt
Organism: Saccharomyces paradoxus
Lineage: Eukaryota; Fungi; Ascomycota; Saccharomycetes; Saccharomycetales; Saccharomycetaceae
Gene: TVP23
Product: Tvp23p
Exons: 1
Coding region: 1-600 (199 amino acids)
Biological process (GO): protein secretion; vesicle-mediated transport
Cellular component (GO): Golgi membrane
Source: RefSeq, a predicted model, not a curated record
AUGGAUCAGGCAAGAAAUUUCUACAACACAAUUUUGAAGUCGUCGCACCCGUUGCUGCUAUCAUUCCAUUUGGCAGGUAAGGCUGUUCCUAUAGUGUUUUACAUCAUAGGUUCUAUGUUUUUGAAUUUCACGCCUCAAUUCAUCACUGUCGUUCUUUUGCUUUCUUUCGAUUUUUACUUAACAAAGAAUAUUACAGGUCGAAAACUGGUUCAAUUACGCUGGUGGUACGAUUCUACAGAUGUGAACAAAAAUUCUAAUUUUACUUUCGAGUCAUAUAAGCAAUAUGCGCCAGGUCCACCAAUAAAUGCUAUUGAUUCUAAAUUAUUCUGGUGGUCGAUGUACGUGACACCCGUAAUUUGGGGUGUCUUCGCUGUGUUAUGUCUUUUGAGAUUAAAAAUAUUUUACUUGAUUUUGGUUAUCGUGGCAAUGUGCCUGACCGCGUGGAACACAUAUGGAUUUCGCUGUUGCGACAGAUGGGAACCCACCAGUGGAGAAUCUGACGGCCAGGAUACCAAUUCUUGGUUUGCAUUUCCUUCUGUUCCAGGCUUUGAAAACCUUUCAAGGCUGGCUAAUAUCCAAUCUUUUUUUCAGAGACAAUAA